UAGUAGUUCCGACAAAAUGGAAUCCACGUCUACAAACUGUUCAUACCUCGUUAAUACGAAUCAUUUUAACUUGUUCCUUUAUAUAAUUCAGGCUGUAGUCGCAAACCUUCUCAUCUUGUCUCGGACAGUGGACGGAGAGUUCUGAAACGCGUCCCUUACGACGCUGCUCGCGUCUUUCCUGUAGUUCCAAAAGUUUCGCUCGCCUUUUUGCAAUUUCCUUUUUCCAUUGUGAGGACAUGAUGGCAUUUCAUAUCGAGAAGAGGGGACUUGCUUGUUAAGCCUUUUGUAUACGAUGCUUUGUCUAUACGUUCUUUGUUACGCGACGCGUUUUUCAUUCAACCUUAAUUGUAGCGCGCCCGAACUCUACUACAAGGAAGCAGCGCAAAAAACAGUUUGCAUCGUGACACUGAAAGUUUCUGACCACAUCAAAAAGUAUCGCUCUUCCUAAUAUCAUUAUCUCUCAUUGUUUUAUUGAAUACUUCCUGCUUCACCUUUUCGCCCCCACAUUUUCCCCCACCCAGCAGACGCGUACUGCUAAAUAAGGUUACGGCGACGCGUGCCUACAAUCCUUUAACCAACAAUAAAUGCCGGUCAUUGAUGCCAAUUUUGACGUGUACGAAAUUCUUGGAAUCCAAGAAGAUGCAGAAGAAAAAGAUAUACAUAGAGCUUGGCGGAAAACGUCGCUAAAAUAUCAUCCUGACAAGAAUCCUAAUGACCCGACUGCCAUUGAGAAAUUCCACAAGUUACAGGUCGCCUACAAUUUACUCAUUGAUCCUGCGACACGGAGAGAGUAUGACACAGAACGGCUGGCACGUCAAGCUCAAAAACGCAGAGAAGAAGCUUUUGAUCUGAAACGGAAAUCCAUGGUUGAUGACUUGAAAGCUCGUGAACAAAAAGCUUUUCAGGAAAUCGAUGAGAAAGAACGCGCUCAAUUAGCACGAUUGGAGAAACUUCGUCGACUGAGAGAAGAAAACGAGCAAUUACGACACGAGUAUCUCCAGAAACAUGCUCGAGCAACCACGGGAAGCGGCGAAAAACGGGAUCGAACAGAGUUUGAAAUGAAUAAUGUACCUCCUAAAACUCUCGACGAUAUUGACCGCACAGUAAAAGUUCGCUGGAAACAGAAAUAUAACGAGUUUAUGUCAAAAGAAGAGCUUUUGCGAAUAUUGGAGCCUUUUGGUCCUGUCCAAGCUCUUAUUGUACGGGAAUUGGACAUCAACAAAAAAUUCAGCACCGCUUACGUCGUAUUCGAGCGACUCAGUUCAGCAUACGCGUCCGUUCAUGCCGAGACGGUACCCAAAUAUGUAAAGGAUAUACAAUGGGCACGACAAAAAAAUGAACAUGGCUCAAACAAGGACAAAACAAUGAAUACCACUGGCGAAAAAUCACAACCAUCUGAUUUUUCUAAACUUUCCUUUGAAGAACAGACCCUUUUUCGGUUAAAACAAAAGAAGAGAGCAUAAUGGGAUAUGCUCAUAAACGUUAUUUUAGGUGGCAUCCUAUUUACCAUUUCUUCAGC
Messenger RNA from Schizosaccharomyces japonicus yFS275, 1519 nucleotides. RefSeq names its product DNAJ domain-containing protein Cwf23. NCBI's taxonomy places the organism in Eukaryota, Fungi, Ascomycota, Schizosaccharomycetes, Schizosaccharomycetales, Schizosaccharomycetaceae. Gene Ontology annotation, biological process: spliceosomal complex disassembly. Gene Ontology annotation, cellular component: cytoplasm; nucleus; spliceosomal complex. Bases 585 to 1463 code for a protein of 292 amino acids. The record is from RefSeq and is a predicted model, not a curated record. The transcript has a single exon.